AUGAGGAAGCACUCCAACCAAUCAAUAGAUGUUUGCCUGGCCAGUCAUCUGCAGUGUGUUUGUGUAGAUGAAACUACAGGGUUAUUUGUUGUGCAGAGAACUGGCCAUGGGUUUUCUGUGCCAGUUCACAUUCAGAGGAAAACAUGGGGGAUGUCUCACAAUAUCAGAUGUGAGCUGGAGGAAUGUCAGCAAUACCAGUUGCUGGCCCAGCGGAGCGGACUAGGCUUCAGUUUAUGUGAGCACCUUCACUCACUAGAUUACUGCCGAGAAACUGGAAAAGAAAAGGAGGUUUUUCUUCAAGAGCACAUCGUGAUGGAAAUGGUGGACCUUAAAUUUUUUGGAGAGGCCAAAGCUGCUACAUGCAUAAAGAGACAGAAAGCUGCCCAGAUGGCACAUGCUCCACUUUGUGUGAGGGUGGAUUUUGGUGGAUCCUCAACACAGAUCUGUUUGUCUGUAUUUGAACCGGAAAUACACAGUUUCUGCCGUCUUGGCAGAAUAUUUGUGACUUACAAUGCUCUGAGGAGCACCUGGCAUUGUGCUUGUGCAAAGCCACGAAUAUCAUGUCCUCAUAAAAACAUAGCUAAAUGGCAUCUCUUCCAGACACAGAGAGACAUCUUCAAAUCAACUGUACCACUAUCAUCAGGCACCCCAUCACAGAUGACUCAGGAGAGUUCUUCCUUUGAGGACAAUGCUGCCGUUGAAAGGAGUAUACGCUAUAUUUUUAAAGAGAAAAAAAUUCCUGGAUCCCUUCCAGAAAAUGUCAUCUCACAGAAAAUGGAUCAUCAGAAACAGCUCUUUCCAUGUGAAACGUUGUGCCAGGUGUGCCCAGAGCACCCUAAACUUGAUGAGGCUAUUGUAAUUACCAAUAAAGUGAGGAUUGUCAGCAUGAUGGGAGUGAUUGAGAGUAAGUUUUAA
Molecule: messenger RNA, 915 nt
Organism: Pelmatolapia mariae (spotted tilapia)
Lineage: Eukaryota; Metazoa; Chordata; Actinopteri; Cichliformes; Cichlidae
Exons: 1
Coding region: 1-915 (304 amino acids)
Source: RefSeq, a predicted model, not a curated record